Molecule: messenger RNA, 863 nt
Organism: Phoenix dactylifera (date palm)
Lineage: Eukaryota; Viridiplantae; Streptophyta; Magnoliopsida; Arecales; Arecaceae
Source: RefSeq, a predicted model, not a curated record
AUUCUCCCGUCCCUGUGCUUCCGUCGAUCUUGCUCUUGCCUCUUGAUCGCUCCCCUUCUUCCUCUCUUUGCCUCUCUUGCUCCCGGUAACGGAUCUCGGCGAUCUUUUUGGGGGAAAACGGAUGGCGAUGCAGGGGGUGAGUUGCUGGCCUCUGGCAGGCGGCGAGGUGGUGGCGGUGGCAGCUACGGCGGCGGCGACGUCAGCGGCGGCGGCGGCAGGGGCUGGGGGGAAGAAGAGUGGGGCGGCGCUGUCGAUCGAUGGGGCUGAGCCGCCGGAGGAGCGGAUCGAGCGGCUGAUACUGGAGAACCCGGUGUUGAUCUUCAGCCGCCAGGGGUGCUGCAUGUGCCACGUCAUGAAGCACCUCCUCGCCACGGUCGGGGUCCACCCUACGGUGAUCGAAUUGGAGGAGGCGGAGGAGACGGCGGCGGCGGCCUCCGCGGCCGCCGUGGGCCUGCCGGCGCUCUUCAUCGGCGGCUCUCCGGUCGGAGGCCUGAAGGGCCUGAUAGGGCUCCACCUCAGCGGCCUCCUCGUCCCCAGGCUCCGGGAGGUGGGAGCUCUCUGGGGCUAGAAGUGGUAAAUUCCCACGACCUCUCGAGAAUAAAAUUGUAAUUUCUCAGCACGUCUGUGGAUCUGUAACUCUUUUCUUUUUUUAAAAAAAGCCGGGUUGGAAAGAUCGAGUCGGAGGUUGGGGAAGUCCCCGUUGGCGUUUGUAAAUAAACCAUAUCAGGGAAGGGUGGAAGGGUAAAAAGGGAAAACAAAGGGGUCGUCAAAAAAAAAAAAGAGUAAGUAGUAAAAAAAGAAGUACUUUAAUGUCUGGCUGCAAUUAUUACCAGUUUUUUACGGUUUUGCUCUUUUUGUUUUUA